AAACAUCAAAAAAUAAUGUUUAACAUUAAAUACUCUGUAUUUUUGCUGCUCAGUUGUCUUUUUGAGAUUCAAUUUAGUUUUUAGUGAAUAUAUUAAAAACAACAACCGAAACAGGUGAUGGAAACAUAAACUAAUAAAGAUGAAGUCCGUGUUGACUUAUAUACGCGGUCUUCUUGGUUGGGUUGAUGAAAAUCCAACCCUUAGGACAAGUUUCAAACGCGACAGGGCCGACGAUGAAUACUCUUCAGAUGAAGAAUUACCAGCAUUAAAGCGCGUUAAACAGUUAAAAAGAACAAACUUCCCAGAUAUUAUGACUUCAAAAGAUUCAGUUUCUUGGGAGAAAAAUGGAAAAAAUAGUAAAACCGUUCGUUAUGUGCCAAUACAAUUGGAGGCUGGUCACCCGAGUACAUCAACUCCAAUUGAACCUGUGAAUCAGGGGAGCAGGAUCCGAAAUGUACCAAUUAAAUACAUACCAGUAUUGGAGAAUGGAUCAGGGACUCCAGCACGGAAACCAAGGAUACACACACCAGUGCGCCCAGUCAUUAAUUGCGCUGAUGAUGAUGAUGAUGAUGAUGAGGUUACUCUAGUAGAAGCGAAUCCAGAAAGAGUGACGAAAAAGGCUCCUAGAGUUUACAUCCUCGAUGAUGAUGAUGAAGACAAUCAAAAUGAAGGAGAUGAUGUCAUAUUUGUCAAGAAAAUUUCAAGACCACCAUCAGUAAAACCAUGCAUCAUUCGUAAUCAAGACGUUCCCGACAGCACUGCAAUAGAUCCUGUUUUCUAUAGACUGAAAAAAACAGACAGAUCUUCCCUAUCCCCUAAAACAUUUAACAAAUACAAAAACUUAACCGGCAUCAGUAAACCAUACAAGAAGGUGACUCAAAUUCCAAAAUGGAUGCACACAGGCAAAUCCACGAAUCUCUCCUACUCUAAAAAUAGGUUAUUAGGCUUAAAUGGAGCAAGAACGACUUUAUCAGAAGUUUUUAAUCUAGAUGAGAAAAGGAAUUAUCAAGAAUUAAUAAGAAAAGUUUCAGAGAAUGUUCAACCUAGGAAGACAAGUAAACCGAUAGACAUUGUAAACUUAGCAGAAGAGUCAGAAGCAUUCCGGUUAACAAAACGAACACAGAAGAAUUCUUUAAACGAAAUUAAGUUUGUAGAGAAAGGCUUAGCAGCUGAAAAAGAAAGUGAUGCGACAAAAGAAUAUGACCCUAUCACUGUUGCUUCGAUAAACUCAUCUGAUUCUGAGAUAGAGGUUGUUCCAUCUGAGUCAUCAACUUCGUCUUCUUAUAAAAUAGAACCAAUUAAUACCCUGCUGGAUUCAUUCAAAGAAAAGGCUGUGAUAGCAGAUGAUUGGUUAUCAAAAAUCAAUCUAAAAUACAAGAAUAGAGAUUUGAACACCAAGGAGAAGUUAAGAGAAGCUCAUAGAGAGUCAGAGAUAAUAACUAAAGUAAUAAGGGAACAGAAAUUUGCUCAUUUAGAGAACAAAUUGAAAUAUGAAUUGAGCAUACCAGAGAGUUUAUUUGAGGAGCCCCAGCCAGUAGUGGAGCUACCGACUCUCACAGCUCAGCAAGAGCAGAUGGUGAACAAAGCACUUGGGCCGGGACCAGCAGGACAAAUACUCGUUGAGAAGUUUAAUUUAAGGAUAUCAAGGCGGGAUCUCCAAACCCUCUCUGGUCUAAAUUGGCUGAAUGAUGAAGUGAUAAACUUCUAUAUGAAUUUGCUAAUGCAGCGAAGCCAGGAUAACAAAGACUUGCCAAAAGUGUACGCCGCAAAUACGUUUUUCUAUCCUAAACUGAUGCAGAGCGGACAAGCUGGAUUGAGGCGGUGGACCAGAAAGGUGGACAUAUUCUCGAACGAUCUUAUGAUAGUUCCGGUACAUCUUGGUGUUCACUGGUGUCUCAGCAUUGUGGACUUUGGAGCCAAGAAGGUGUCCUACCUGGACUCCAUGGGAGGACGGAACCAGGCCUGUUUGGACGCAUUGCUGCAGUACUUGCGUGAUGAACAUAAAGAUAAAAAGGGACAGCCUUUUGAUGACAGCGGAUGGAAGACUGAAUGCCUCUCUAAGGACAUCCCGCAGCAGAUGAACGGCAGCGACUGCGGCAUGUUCGCGUGCACGUUCGCGGAGUUCCGCGCCCGCAACGCGCCCUACUGCUUCUCGCAGGCCGACAUGCCGCGCCUGCGCAGGAAGGCCGCGCUCGAGAUCCUCACCGGCACCCUGCUGCUGUGAACCCUCCCCCACCCCGGCACACCCCGGGUCGCACGUGCGGCACGACGCGCCAUAACCUUCCCUGAAGCUUAUAAUUUCAUUUACAUAAAAAAAAACGCCAUCAAAAGAUCUCGCCUCACGAUUACUAGCAGUGUAAUAUGUCCAUUUCAUAUUUCCAUGCUGAAUACUAGUGGUUUUAUAUCAAAUCAUAUACUUUUGGAAUUCUCAAAUUUUCUGACAUGAAGUUUACAAAUCUGCGCAUUACGUCAUAUGUGGCCGUGACACACGGCCGGGCGCAGCGCACGUCGCUCGGCUGCGACUGGUUCUCUGCUGUAUUUGAAGUCCGUGCGAUUUCAUUGCAUGUUAAUUUCAAUCUUUUUAAAAUCUGUGACGCUUUGUACGCUCAUGAUUACAACCGAAGACGUGUGCGGUCACACUACCCCAAACAAUUAAUGAGAAGCUGAUCCCUAUGCUCCUUCUGAAGUCGCACGUGAGCCGCCCCGGGCCAAGGGAGCUCGGACUGAAACUUAAGUAUCUUGUAAAAGGAUCUAUUCAACGAAAUCCAAUAAAUACUAUUUGUGAUAUUUAUUGUCAGUCGAGUCGAGAUCCCAGCUCUCUGAGUAUUGUAGUUGCCAGGAAACGCCGCCCUUUGUACCGUGCGGAGUGCGAGCUCAUCCACCCGACAAGAAAAAAAAAAUAGUUUCCUAUAUUUAAAUUGUAUAUUAACGUUACUCAAUGUUGUGCAGCGAACCGUCGGGUCAUGUCCCUCUGUGUCCUUAACCGAUUCAUAUGAAGGGAGGGAAUGAAGGGAAUAGCCAAGGAGGCGAUGGCUUGGCGCGGUGUCCUAUGUCGCGGUUUCCCAUCGUUGAAAAUGCAUUAAGAAGUUUUGCUUCGAUAAAUAUCAAUAUAAUUAUAUUAUUAAUAUAUGAUUAAAGCAGAGCCCUGCUAAGUGUGAAUGUACUAGUUUUCAUUUAUUUAUUUACAAAGAAGUCGUUAACUGAUUAAUGUCAUAAGGUUUAUUUGUAUUCAAUUAGUGCGUAACGAUUCCGAGUCGCAUCGAGUUUCUAAUACAAAGUACUUAUUUUGUAUUCUUUUGAAAUAAAAUAGUGUAUAAUUCUUAUUUCAUUUCCACAAUUUAACUAUAAUUAUCGGAAUGAGAAGACAAACGGAAAUGUAACGAAGUGCCUAAAGCGAGCUCUCGAUUUAAUCUGAGUCGUUUAUUUGUAAGGAUGGCUAAUCACUGAAAUAUGCUUUUAACCGAGACCACACUUGUCCCAUUAUUUCACUUCAGAGUAUGUUUCCAAAAUAAAUCUAUAUUAUGGACGUUGGUGUAUUGGAUUUUUAAAUUUCAAGAUUUUUUCACUGCACCCCAUAUUUGACCCUCACUGACUACAUAAAGAUAGAGUUAUGAUUAAUAAAGAUUAAAUUUUAAUUGUAAAUGCUUUACAAAUGUGUGGCGCUUAAAAUUUUACAAUGUUUGUGCUUUUUCAAUGGACCUUUUGCCAUUAGAAAGGUGUGAAACAUUUUAACAUAUCCAAAUUAUUAUCUUUUUGUAAAAAAAUUACAAUUAAAUUUGCUUCUCCAAAAUAAAAUAAAUACAUUCCUAAGUUUGUGUUGGGGCCCUACGAUGCAUUUCUGUUUGUCUUGUCACGAUUAAAAACAUAGUUGUAUAAGUAAAUGUGUAUUAUAUAAAGUUAGUAAAUACAUACGUAAGUUAUAAUAUAAAAUAAUCAAAAACUUUGAUGAAUGGAUUGUAAGAAGGCGUGGACAAUCGAACAAUUUUUUUAAGUCAAGACAUAAAUAAAGAAAUGAUAUGUCUA
Bombyx mori (domestic silkworm) is the source of this 4023-nucleotide messenger RNA. Its product is annotated as sentrin-specific protease. The record is from RefSeq and is a predicted model, not a curated record. Gene Ontology annotation, biological process: protein desumoylation; proteolysis. The transcript is spliced from 7 exons. Gene Ontology annotation, cellular component: nucleus. Gene Ontology annotation, molecular function: deSUMOylase activity. NCBI's taxonomy places the organism in Eukaryota, Metazoa, Arthropoda, Insecta, Lepidoptera, Bombycidae. The coding region runs from base 140 to 2224 and encodes 694 amino acids.